Toxorhynchites rutilus septentrionalis is the source of this 3690-nucleotide messenger RNA. RefSeq names its product protein neuralized (gene neur). Bases 531 to 2564 code for a protein of 677 amino acids. NCBI's taxonomy places the organism in Eukaryota, Metazoa, Arthropoda, Insecta, Diptera, Culicidae. The transcript has 3 exons. The record is from RefSeq and is a predicted model, not a curated record. Gene Ontology annotation, molecular function: ubiquitin protein ligase activity.
UUCUGAGCAAGCCGUCCAUCGACGAAGACGUGUUCUCUCGUAUUCACAUCGGGGAAGUAGUUCGGGGUUUAGGUUUUAUCCUUGCAUUGCAUUGAACUUUGUUGAAUUGAGCAGCUGAUCUAUAAGGAGAUCAGUUCAGUUCGGGGAAAUAGUGAUUGUGCGUUGAUAACAAUUUCGUAAAGUUAUAUUAUUCAGUGCACAAACGUUUAAAGGCUUAGUGCCGUGAGAAAAGUCAGUUGAAAAAGUGUGGGAACCUACUGUGGAUGAUCAAUAAAACAAGAAACGAUUUCUCGUCAUAAAUACACAAACAACCACGCGCGGUAAGAAAGGAGUACGCGCGGAGCAAAAAACGUGAAGAAAGAGUUAAAAGAAAGCAGUUGAAAAACAAAACAUAAGACGGACGAUCGGCCUGGGAAAAAGAAACUGUUAUGUGUGAUUAAUUCAGUCGCGAGUUUUCGAACGUGUACGACGGUACUUGGCUGAUUUUGGAUUUUUCGGUGGUGCUAAAGCUUUCGAACACUAGUGAUCCUAUGGGUGUACUGAACGUGAUCGGUCACGGUGCCGGUGCAGCAGUCGAGUGCCAACCGAAGUGCAAGAAGAGCGAUAACAUUUUUUCGCCCAUCAAGAACAAGAUGAAGGUCCUCAAGAAAAUCAAGAAACGGAUGGGACUAGCUCCCCGCAGUGCGUCGUCCUGUCCUGGUCCAAACAAUCUGCCACCGCUUCUGUUCCACAACGUGCAUGGUGAUAAUAUUCGAAUUUCACGCGAUGGAUCCGUAGCUCGGCGGUACGAGUCAUUCUGCAAGGGAGUUACAUUCAGCGCUAGGCCAGUUCGUGUCAACGAGCGGGUGUGUGUUAAGUUCCUUGAUAUCUCAAAUAACUGGAGCGGAGUGAUCCGAUUCGGAUUCACCUGCAAUGAUCCAGCCAGCCUCCGUGGCAAUCUACCCAAGUAUGCCUGUCCUGAUCUGACGAACAAGCCAGGCUUCUGGGCGAAGGCACUCAAUGAACGUUACUGCUAUCGCAACAACGUUCUGUUUUACUACGUCACACCUUCGGGAGAUGUUCACUUCGGCAUUAACGGCGAGGAGAAGGGAGUGUUCAUCACCGAUGUUGAUGCCCGUGGCCCCUUGUGGGCUGUGAUUGAUGUGUAUGGAAAUUCUACAGCCAUCGAGUUCCUAGAUUCGCGCAUUUACAUGUUCCAACAGCAGCAACAGCAACAUCAGCAACCACAAACCGCACAAAGCCAAUCUUGUGGUCGUCGCUCGGCCGAUCAGGAAAUCGUACCUCACAUGGAAUCGCUCAGCAUCAAUCAACGUAACCAGCAGCUGUUGGAAGAACGUCCUGCUCCGGCCAACACCGUAGCUAACUCCGCAGCCAGCAUGCGGUACAACAGUCCAGCACCUGGACUUCUACCUCUUCCAUUCCAUCCAGUGCGUGGCCGAAACAUAAAAUUCUCGACUGACCGCACGGUCGCCACACGCACAGAAAGCGAAUUCUGUCAGGGCUACAUUUUCAGUCCCCGGCCAAUUAAAAUCGGCGAACGGCUAAUCAUUCAAAUUCUCAAAACUGACAACAUGUUCGUUGGAUCACUGGCCCUCGGUCUCACAUCCUGUGAUCCUGCCACCUUGCAACUAACCGAUUUGCCCGAUGAUUCCGAUCUUCUUCUCGAUCGUCCCGAGUAUUGGGUAGUGAGCAAGGAUGUCGCUUCUACGCUGGUUCGUGGCGAUGAACUCUGCUUCUCUAUUUCCGUCAACGGCGAGGUUUCCGUCAGCAAGAACGGUGGAGCUCCAUCUGUGAUCAUGCACAUCGACCAAAGUUUACAGCUGUGGGCGUUUCUGGAUGUCUACGGAUCGACGCAAAGUGUUCGCUUGUUUAGUCACUCUAUUCCUGCACCGAUGGCUGCUGCUUCCUGCUCAGCUCUGUAUGAUCCUCGUCCGCUUGCCUCUUCUGCCAGCCAACGUAGUCUACAGGUGCAACAGUCCGCGCAACCCCAACCAUCCCAAGCUAUACGAUCGGAUAUGAUCCAAAUAAAUCCAGGAGGCACGGUUCUGGUAGUGAAUUUGCCACCAACAGAAGUAAUUUCCUCUGCUGCCUCGCAACCAUCUGUCCAACAAGCUCAGGCCACAAUUGUGUCACGCGGUCUACAAAAUUCUGCAUCAACGCUAUCUGUACCCUUGUCGACACUCUCGCUUUCCUCGCAUACUGGUUCCACUGGAACCGGUGAAAUGGCGCCCGCAUACAAUUAUUCUGAGCCUCUACCUGUCUUCAAUAACGCAACCAACUACAACACGCUGGCGGCCGCCGGAACGAAUGCAUGCAGUGGUGGUAACGCCGGCUCCAAUGUGGCUCCGGCUCUCGCCACCGGGAUCGGUGCUCCAAUCUACAGCUCUACCGGCGUUGACUGCACCAUUUGCUUCGAGAAACCGAUCGACUCGGUGCUGUACAUGUGCGGUCAUAUGUGCAUGUGUUAUGACUGUGCGAUCAAGCAGUGGCGUGGGAUCGGUGGCGGACACUGUCCGCUGUGCCGGGCCGUUAUUCGGGACGUGAUUCGUACCUACAAAUCUUAAUUCCGGAGGCGCGUAAGCAAUUGGAGGCAGUCAGUUCCAGUUACGAUACCAAAAGCAAAUUGAAAUGUGAUUUUAUUUCCCAAAAAAAAAAAAGUAACGAAACCUAUGGGCAUCGAAUAGAGAAGAAAACAAUUUUGGAAACAUUCUGGUCAAAUUUACACUUAUAUUUUAUGCAAGUAAACUAUAAAGUAGUCAAAAUUUUAGUCGAGAGAGGUUCGUCGGUCAGGCAACAGCAACAGUUCGGGCAUUUGUUGGUUUAUUCUACGCUGUGCGCUAGAAGGCAGUCAAAUUGUUUAGGAAUUGUUACAACGGCGGCAUUUAGUUCCACUUUUUUUCAAAGUCGCUGACGAAUGCAUUAUCUAGUGUGUAAGAUAGUAGAAGUAAUUAAUUGAUGAUGACACCAAAAAUAACUGAAGUUCGCGGGAACAUAAGGAAAGCAAAAAAGGUAGAACAAUGAGCAAAUGGCCAAAUAAUCAUCACUUCCCAAUGGAACGUUGAGUGCGAGCGAGCCGAAAUGCAAACGAGUGAGAACAAUGGAUGGACACAGACUCAUAAUUAGAUUUUCAGCGUUUUUGAUUUGUAUCAUUCCUUUCCGGCAACAUCGUAAUUUCCCAUUAAUGAUCAGCUGGAUAUGUGAAAUGGUCAACAUGAAUAUUAAGGCAUAAUUUACAAAAUUAGUACUUUCUAGUCAAGAAAAAUUGAAUAUUAUUGAAGCGAGCGAUAACCCCAAAGGAAUAUUUAACUAAGAAAGGGAACCUUUUUUUUGCAAAUAAAUUAUUAACUUGCGUCCGUUUUUUUUACGAUUUUCCUAACAUCGUGUACUAAGGCCCUAUAUCCUUUUGUAUAGCAUAUGUACAUAUAUAAAUAUUUAGAACUUAAUUAAUAGUUGUUUUUCCAAAGGCAAACAAUGAUUCAAAGUGUGACUCUUUAACAAUUUGAUUGAACGAUUGACGGAUGCUGUGUGAGAGCGAGAGAACAAUACUUAUAAAACUAAAACAAGGAAAAGGAAAACAAACGAGUUGACACUUCUAUUAAUUUAUUGUUAUUCAACCAUUUACAAGUAGGCCAAGCAAACAUCAUAUUUUUGAAGUUAGCCAAAUGAAGAAAAUAAGAAAAAAAUACAACU